Molecule: messenger RNA, 2162 nt
Organism: Solea solea (common sole)
Lineage: Eukaryota; Metazoa; Chordata; Actinopteri; Pleuronectiformes; Soleidae
Gene: slc30a8
Product: solute carrier family 30 member 8
Exons: 9
Coding region: 646-1809 (387 amino acids)
Biological process (GO): response to zinc ion; insulin secretion; zinc ion transmembrane transport
Cellular component (GO): plasma membrane
Molecular function (GO): zinc ion transmembrane transporter activity
Source: RefSeq, a predicted model, not a curated record
UUGUAUACAUUUGUUUUAUUCUAUAUUUUAUUUUGAGUAUACACUUGUAUAUAUUUUGGUUAAUUGCGUAUUAAUUUAUCUAAGUAUGUCUACUAAUGUGCGCAGUUUAAAAUAAUAUUAGUUAUAUAUACUGAAUGCUGUCAUGUUAAUGUAUAGAGGUUGUAUAAAAGUGGUUACGGGAACAUUCUGGGAACCCUUAAAGAACGUUCUCCGAAGGUUGUGACAAAGUAGCGUGUGUGCAGCCAAAGACUAACGUUAGGGGAACGUUAGGAAAACCCAGGGGGGGAACCUUCAGGGAACGUCCUGGGAACCAAAAAUGUUGAGCUGGGCUGAUGUUCGGUAGUGUCCUCCGGACAGGAGUCACCUCUUUCUCCCUCACCAGAGACGCCGAAGGCGGCGGAGCGGUGUUUGCACACGGCGCAGACAAUGUUGGUCAUGAGGCUGCUUCAAACUCUGAGUAGUUUGCGACAAGCGGCUGCUCCGGUAGUUUAAACAGGUUGAACCGAAGAUUUUAACUUAUUUAAAAUUGUAUUUGUUCUAUUAGUAUGCGUUUGAGUUAAUUUGAAAGGUUAUUUAUUAUUAUUUAUUAGCUAUUUGGCUUUGAGGGUUUACCGUGUGCGUGUUUUACAUCCAAAGACAUCAGUUAUGUCCAACUAUCAGGAUCCGGAGACAAUUCCACUGGUGACGGAUGUGAGCAGCGCCGACACUGCGUGGAGUGUGCCCAACCACAGUGAGCUCAAUGGUGGCGUCAGACAUUGCCAUGACAACAGCCACGCGCAGGAGGAUCGCGAGCGAGAGAGGAAGGUUGCCAGGAAGCGGCUGUACGUGGUGUCUGUCAUCUGUCUGAUUUUCAUGAUUGGUGAAAUCCUCGGUGGGUAUUUUGCAGGCAGCCUGGCGGUGAUGACCGACGCUGCUCAUCUCCUGGUGGACUUCACCAGCUUCAUCAUCAGCCUCAUCUCGCUGUGGCUCUCCUCCAGACCUGCCACACAAAAGCUCAGCUAUGGCUGGCACCGGGCAGAGAUCGUGGGAGCGCUGCUGUCAGUUUUCACCAUCUGGCUGGUAACAGGUGUGCUGGUGUACCUGGCUGUGGCGCGCCUCAUCAGUGACGAUUACACCAUCGAGGGCAGAAUCAUGCUCAUUACCUCUGGCUGUGCAGUGCUAGCCAACAUUAUCAUGGCCCUCACCCUUCACCAGUCCGGUCACGGCCACAGUCACGGCGGGCUCGGCUCUCACGGCCACAGUCACGGCGGCAAGAAAAGACAUCAGUACAAUGUCCAUGUAGAUGUGGAGCAGAAAGGAGCAAAGCACAAAGCGAGGGCUCAGCAGGCCAACGCCAGCGUGCGAGCGGCCUUUGUCCAUGUGGUGGGAGAUCUCCUGCAGAGCCUCAGCGUGCUCGUCAGUGCCAUCAUUGUCUUCUUCAAGCCUGAAUAUAAGAUAGCGGACCCCAUCUGCACCUUCCUGUUCUCCAUGUUUGUUUUGUGCACCACCUUCACCAUCAUGAAAGACAUUCUGCUUGUCCUAAUGGAAGGCACUCCAGCAGGUGUUCAGUACAGUGAGGUGCGGAGCGGUCUGCUGGCAGUGAAGGGGGUCACAGCAGUCCACAACCUCCACAUAUGGGCCCUCACCGUAAACCAAGCUGUACUGACUGCUCACGUAGCCAUCGAUGAGUCCGUGGACGCUCAGGAUGUCCUCAGAGAAAUGACGCAGGCGUGUUUCUCCUCCUACAACUUCCACUCUGUGACGAUUCAGGUGGAGCGCGAGGCCGACCUGAAGCCUGGCUGUGCUCUGUGUGUUGGACCUGACCUGUGACCUGUGAAAGUCACACAUUACUGUACGUUUGAGUGCCUUUAUUUUGACAUUUAAAAAAUCUUGUUAUUCAAAUAAAAAGACAUUUUAACUCUUAUAUAAAAGUGGACUAUUCGUGUCUGCAUCUUAAAACAAGUGUUGGAAUCAUGUUGUCACACAUCAAAAGUAUUGUUGCAUGAGCCUCAUCAGACUGUAGCUGCAUUAGAUGCUGAUUACAGCUACAAAUGUUUAUACAAAGUCUGAUCAAUUUAAAUAGAAACAAGAGUGAAUAUUCAUCUUUAUCUUUCAUCCUGUACGUGGAGAGCUUCAUCAUACCUCUUCACUGUCUGUGUUCUGGUGUCAUCUGUAUUAUUCAA